Messenger RNA from Melanotaenia boesemani (Boeseman's rainbowfish), 1417 nucleotides. RefSeq names its product P2Y purinoceptor 14-like. Gene Ontology annotation, cellular component: membrane. Gene Ontology annotation, biological process: G protein-coupled receptor signaling pathway. Bases 95 to 1135 code for a protein of 346 amino acids. NCBI's taxonomy places the organism in Eukaryota, Metazoa, Chordata, Actinopteri, Atheriniformes, Melanotaeniidae. The record is from RefSeq and is a predicted model, not a curated record. The transcript is spliced from 3 exons. Gene Ontology annotation, molecular function: G protein-coupled purinergic nucleotide receptor activity.
CUUCAAACAGACGUUUGCUUUCAGCUCCGAGCUGCUCUCAGUGUGAAGGGAACACCUGCAUGGACACCUGACUGCAGAUACCUGCGUACCUGGGAUGGAUCAUCUCAACUCUACCCAGCUCUCCUCAAACCAGUCAGACAACAGCAGCUUCUUCACCAAACAAGUCCUCCCCCCACUCUACUGCAUCAUCUUCCUGGUGGGCUUGUCUCUGAAUGUCAUGGCGUCCUGGAUCUUCUUCAGGGUACCUGGGGACUCCGGUCUGGUGGUCUACCUGAAGAACAUGGCAGUGGCCGACCUCCUCAUGUUGUCCACCUUCCCCUUCAAGGUGGCGGCUGAUCUGGACUUUGGUGGCUGGCACCUCCGUAUGAUCACCUGCCGCUACACCGGUGUGCUCUUCUACUUCUCCAUGUAUGUGGGAAUCCUCUUCAUCUGUUUCAUCAGCCUUGAACGCUACGUGAAGGUUGUCCACCACUCCCCCUCCUCCAGCUCUCCCUCCACUUGCAGGUCUAGGUUGAGUGGGGUGUCCUCGCUGCAUUUCAUGCAGAACGCCACCUUUGCCCGGUUGUUUGCGAUCUUCACCUGGGGCCUCCUUCUCCUCAUCUCCCUGCCCAAUGUCAUGCUAACAAGCCUGCCGGCUGACCAGCAGACCAACCGGAGCUGCAUGGAGCUGAAGACGCCGCUAGGGAAGCAGUGGCACAAGAUGUCUACUAUCUUCAAUGUGUCCCUGUUCUGGGUGACACUGCUCGUCCUGGCCUAUUGCUACACCUCCAUCUCCCGCUAUGUGUACAAGUCGUACCGCCGUGUGCAACGUGACAACAGCGACGUCUGCCGCAAGUCCAACCGCAGCAUCUUCAGCAUCCUAGCAGUGUUCUUCAUCUGCUUCGUACCGUAUCACGUCUGCCGCGUGCCGUACACGCUGAGUCAGAUGUCAGCAACCCACUUCAGCUCAGGCGCUCACUUCCUACUGUUCCAGAUUAAGGAGGGGGCCAUCUUCCUGUCGGCUCUCAACGUCUGCCUCGACCCGAUCAUCUACUUCCUGAUGUGUCGAACCUUCAGAGAGUCGCUGCUGAGGAAACUGUCUAGAAGACAGAGGAGGAGGUCCCUGACCACCGCCCAGAGUUCAACCAACAUCUAGAGGGAGUGGAAAGAGGAGACUGAGGAGAAAGGACAGAGGAGGCUGGAGACAAGGAGUAAGGAGACAGGAGGAAAGAAGUGUGACAGCGGGGUGAAAGCGGGCUGUGAUGGUCGGAUAUCAAACCUGCAACAGACUGACUGCUACAGGGUUAUCAUCAGUCUUAUUUAAUCUGAUUUGGCUUUCCUGCUCUGAGAUCACGAGUGGGUUCACUGAAGCUCAACCACAGGAAGAACCUCAAUAAACAUCCUGAGCAGAGUUAUUUUGUAUAAUGUCUAAAGAGAA